CGCUUCUGUCCCCUGUUGCGAGUUUCCAGGCCUUGCGUCGCAAAUUUGCCUUAAAUUUCCCCGUUGCUCUCUGUUCUGUUGUUGGGUCUCGAGUCCCUCGUCAAGGUCUUGCGUUUCACUUUUGGGUUGUGUUGAAUUGCUCGUGUUUUGAGCUUUCGGGAGCAACUUCGGGGAGUUGCUCAAUCGCGCCUUCGUGUUUGGUUAUUUUGGGGUCGGCAGCGGAAGUUUGAGGUAAAUUUGAGCAUCAUGGCGAUUCGGAACCUGCGAUGGGGAGUUGCGGUUGCGGUGGUGUUGGUGUGCAUGUUUGGCAUUGGAGAAGGUUCACAUGUCAGUCUUGGCACAGUUACAAGGUUGACAAAGCUCGGUCGCAAGGAAGCAGGUUUUGCGAAGGUAAAUUUGUGCGAUAAAUGCCUUCAGCUGUCGCAAGAAGCACAGAUGGUGCUGACUAACCCAGACACGUCAAUGAAGGUCAUGAAAACUGCAGAUCACGUUUUGUGUGACAAACUUCAACCAGGGCUGAAAACGAAGUGUGAAAGAAUGGUGGCUGACUAUGUGCCGCAAGCGUUCUUGGAGUUAGAGGCACUGCUUGGCCCACAAAAACUUUGCUAUGAAUCUGGGCUCUGCACGCCCCCUGCUAUCAAGGCUUUUCAAGACGAGAAGAAGACGUGCGUGGUUUGCGAAGCCUUGGCCACUGAUGCUUUGACCUAUUUGGACAACAACCGAACACGCGAAGAGAUUGUAGUUGCUCUCCACCUUGCGUGUGCACAGAUGAAGGAGCUUAGCAAGCAGUGUGACCUUCUAGUAGAUGUGUAUACCCCGCGAAUGAUGGAGCAGCUUGGGAACAUUACGCCUCAGUCUUUCUGUGAGAAGACCAGGAUGUGCAAGCCACCAAGGGUCUUCGGUAGCAACGAUUGUGCGACGUGCCAGUUUUUCAUUUUAGAGAUCAAAAUAAAAUUGCAGGACCCAAAGACUCAGGAAAGGGUGCUGGAUGUGCUGAUGAAUGCUUGCAACCGUAUUACUAAUCACGUUGAUGAGUGUAAGUCGCUUGUGGCACAGUAUGGCCCAAUAGCACUCGCCGAUAUCGACAAGGUACUCGAUGCUCAGGCUGUGUGCUGCAAGGCUGGUAUCUGCAAAUCUAGAGUUUGUCCUCAGAAAGCCAAAGCGUGGACGGAGACGAUGGCGGAGCUAUUCUACAAAGACGACGAGCCUCUUAUUGCCUUACCGCAGGAACGCCUCACUAGCACUUACUGAAGACCUUUGUAUUAGUGCGAAGGGGUGCUUUGAUACUUUAGCAUUGUAACUUGUGUGGUGAGGGAUUUUCCAGGGUUAUAUAUGUACUUUUGUAGAUGACAUUCAAAAUGGUUGGUCGUUUGGUUCACCUAGACUGAUCUUUGUGACUUAGUUAUGACGGGUAUCUUAUAAUAGGUAGAUUUGAUAGGAUUUGUUGUUUUAUAUGAGAGUGUGAAAGCACUGAUUGUAAGUUCACGUUUUUAAAUGAGUGCGUCAUUCAUUUCAUUUGG
This is a messenger RNA of Physcomitrium patens, 1520 nucleotides long. RefSeq lists its product as uncharacterized. NCBI's taxonomy places the organism in Eukaryota, Viridiplantae, Streptophyta, Bryopsida, Funariales, Funariaceae. Gene Ontology annotation, biological process: lipid metabolic process. The record is from RefSeq and is a predicted model, not a curated record.